AUGCUCAACGUUGGACACACCACGGCAGCAUCCCAGGACUCAUCAGAGGUGGCCAUCGCCGCUGUUGCGGGUUGGGACCAGUCUGGACCCAAGGUACCCAAUUACGUGCGUUACGGGAACCUGCUCGUUGAAUGUUCACUGCACCGCAAGCACAUCGACGUCUGCUACCAGUGCGGCCGCGUCGGACACCGAAUGGACGUGUGCCCCAAUCCCCAAAAUGGCAUCUGCCGGGGGUGCGGCAUCGCCAACCCGGACAAAGAGCAUGCGUGCGUGCCCAAGUGCGGCCUGUGCGGCGGCAAGCAUCUCACCGCCGAACGGGCCUGUAAGGCAAAGUUUAAGACGCCGUACGUGGUGCGGCGCCGGCGUUGGGAGCGGCGCCGGGCCAUCGACGACAGCAGCCAAGAAAGAGCUCCUGCAGGCCGACCCCAACGCAGCACCUCUUCGCGGAGCCGUUCGAGAACGCCGGCCCGCAAGGGCAGCCACCAAAGCCGCCAACGAUCGAGAUCCCGUUCCCGGGAUGGCCCGAACAGGGCCGACCAGGCGCCAUCGGUCGGCUCCAAGGACGGCCGCCGCUGGGAGACGAUGGGGAAAGGAGGCAGUCGUAGCUCGAGCGCAAGACGCCGGGGGUCCCGUUCGAGGUCCCGGACCAGAUCAAGAACCCGGGUCGAGUCCAACCAACGAGGGAUGCUCGCCGAGAAAAAGGUGGGCUGGACCAACAGGUCUUCCGUCGCUCUAGGGAACGACAGAGAGUUCCCACCCCUCAACCCUACCCCACCUCCCCCCUCUAACCAAAACGCCGCAACACGCCAAGAGUGCGGCGAAUGUACAGAACUUAAAAGACUAAUCGAAAGGCAAAACACCCAGAUUCAGGAACAGAAUGUGCAGAUCAGAGCACUCAUGAGUAAAAUAGAUGCGCUAGUUAGCGGCAACUCAGCAACUAAAAUAACCAAAACGAGCACGGUGCCCGAGGACGCCAACGAGAAACGCAAGGUGCCGCGGAGGGACCCCCUCUCACCCCGUCAAGAGCGGAGAGGAGAUGCGCAGCCCAUGCAACAAGCAUUGAAUGUUCAAGAAGAGAUGGACGCUGAAACCACCGCUGACUGCAAGACGGCAGCAGCGGCACCGCAGACGUCACAUCAACAACAGCAACCGCCGCAAGAGGGCAAACUGGCAGCGAUACUCGCAGCCAUCAAUCAAAUUAACGAGAAUCUCGGCAAUAUGAAUGCCAGGUUAGAGGCCUUCGAGGGUCAAAUAAAGAUCCUGUCAGUCAAGCACGAACGACUGGCGGCGAAGACAGUGACAUUAACCGUGAAGAACAAGUUCGCAGCGCUAAGGAAUGAACGCGCCAAUAAAGUCAAGGAAUCGAUCGCGUACAGGCGCGGUCGCAUCAAAACGUUAAAGGAAGAUGGCGCAGACGCCGAACAGUAA
Molecule: messenger RNA, 1428 nt
Organism: Dermacentor andersoni
Lineage: Eukaryota; Metazoa; Arthropoda; Arachnida; Ixodida; Ixodidae
Source: RefSeq, a predicted model, not a curated record